Messenger RNA from Leishmania braziliensis MHOM/BR/75/M2904, 489 nucleotides. RefSeq lists its product as hypothetical. The transcript has a single exon. The record is from RefSeq and is a predicted model, not a curated record. Gene Ontology annotation, biological process: iron-sulfur cluster assembly. Lineage: Eukaryota; Euglenozoa; Kinetoplastea; Trypanosomatida; Trypanosomatidae. Bases 1 to 489 code for a protein of 162 amino acids.
AUGACUGAGCUAGUUAACCCCAACCCCAUCGUGUUCGAGCCCACGCAUGAUCCGCUCAAAGGCCGCACCAAUGCAGAGCGCGCGGCUGAGGACGACGAGGAUGCGGAGGACCCCAUUGACGCGUGGGAGGUGUUUGAGCUGAUCCGCCGCAUACGCGACCCUGAGCACCCCAACUCGCUCGAGCAGCUGAAAGUCGUCGAGCCCUCGCUCAUCAACGUGAAUUGGAAGAAGCGGCACAUCCGCGUUCUCUUCACCCCAACGGUGCCGCACUGCAGCCUGACCACGCUUAUCGGUCUGAGCAUCCGCCUGCAGCUCGAGCGAUCGCUACCCGAGUACACGAAGAUCGACAUCUACGUCACCCCCGGCACCCAUGAACAGGAGGAGCAAGUGAAUAAGCAGCUGAAUGAUAAGGAGCGGGUGGCGGCGGCGCUGGAGAACCGGAAUCUGCUGAACGUGGUGGAGUCGUGCAUAAAUGGGCUUGAUGAGUAA